Molecule: messenger RNA, 1256 nt
Organism: Closterium sp. NIES-67
Lineage: Eukaryota; Viridiplantae; Streptophyta; Zygnematophyceae; Desmidiales; Closteriaceae
Source: the annotation of a GenBank genome assembly
CAUCCGAUCUUCCUUAACCCUGCUCAACCGUUAUCAUCCGUUUUUUUAUCCGUCUAGAACACAAGACAUCUUACUCAACCGCGAUCAGACGAACCUUGGGAACACCCACCCCAAUCCCCCUGCCUGACUGUCCUACAGUGUAAAUUCGGUCAUAAAAUUCCCUGGCAUUGCACACUCCUGAAUCGUUCUAGCAACGACUCCCCGCUAUCUGCUGUCAGUGCUGCUCGUCCCUGCUCCAGCCAUGGCUCUCUCCUCCAUCGCAGCCACGUCGGCUCAUGUUACCGCCGCGCCGAGGCUGACUGCUGCUGUCAGCCAGGACAACGCGCUUAGCGCCGCUGGCCUCGUGCCGCUCAAGCAGCGCACUCUCCGGACCGGAUUCCUGGGCGACGCCGUUCGUCAGCAUGCUCAGGCUCGCGUGUCGGCCGUCCAGGCGCCGGCCGGCAAGUCAACCGGCCUGAUGGUGACGGCGCGCACGUCAGCCGUGAAGCAGUACGAGGUGGAAGUCGACAAGCCUCUCGGGCUUACCCUUGGCGAUAAGCCCGGCGGCGGCGUGCAGAUCACGGGCGUCGCCCCCGGCAGCAACGCCGCGCGGGCGGGCAUCAAGACGGGCGACCAGGUGAUCUACACGAGCAGCUUCUUCGGCGACGAGCUGUGGCCGUCCGACAACCUGGGGUUCACGCGCACCGCCGUCAACGCUAAGGCUGACUCCGUCUACUUCGUGCUCGCCCGGGGCGGCACCGUCGACGUCAAGCGCCUGCCCAAGCGGCCGGCGCCCUCCCGGUUCGGCCGCAAGCUGACGGAUGCUCAGAAGGCCCGUGCGACGCACAUCUGUUUGGACUGCGGAUACAUCUACACCCUCGGCAAGCCAUUCGAGGACCAGCCCGACUCCUUUGAGUGCCCGCAGUGCUCAGCACCCAAGAAGCGCUUUGCCCGCUACGACCCCGAGACUGACCGGGCCAUUGGCGGUGGCAGCACGCCCAUUCUCUCCCUCAUCUCCAUCGUUGUUGGUGUUGCCGCCAUCGCUGCUGCUGCCUUCUAUGGUUUCCAAUGAGAGAAACUGGGAGAUCUUGGAUGCUGAGUGGUUUGCGCAGGAUCUCUGUACAGUAACAAAUGCCCUCUCGGUACAUAGAAUUGGAAGCAUUUACUACCAUGCCUUGCAGUUACUAUUACUGUGUCAUCUCAGGUUGUGAUACAGGGCCCCAUCUUCCACUUCAGUUACAGUCUGCAGAUGAGUUGAAAAAAAAUUGGAAGAAGAG